GGUGGGGGCGGUGCGGGGCAGCGCGGGGCCGGGCCAUCUCCGCGGCCGCCCCAGGUGCACCCCCGCCCCGCGCCGCCCGGGGCCGCCCCGCACCGCCGCACGCAGCCAUGAUGUCCACCUACAAGCGGGCUACGCUGGACGACGAAGACCCCCUGGAUUCCAUCAGCGAAGGCGAUGGGUACCCCAACGGGUUCCAGGUGAAUUUCUCCAGGAGCAGCACGGGGUGCUGGGCCCAGCGCACACGCCCCGAGAAGCAGCUGGUGGCUGUGGUGGCUGUCCUGGCAGCCGUGCUGGGAGCGUGUCUGCUGGGGCUCAUCCUGCAGUACCGAGCCCGGCCGUCCGCCGUGUGCUUGUCAGAGGCCUGCAUCUCUGUCACCAGCUCCAUCCUCAGCUCCCUGGAUCGCACGGUGAACCCCUGCGAGGACUUCUUCAGCUAUGCCUGCGGCGGUUGGGUCAAAGCCAACCCCCUCCCUGAUGGCCACUCACGCUGGGGCACCUUCAACAACCUCUGGGAGCACAACCAGGCUGUCAUGAAGCACCUGCUGGAGAACACCACGGCCAACGUGUCGAGCGAGGCGGAGCGCAAGGCGCAGCGCUACUACCAGGCCUGCAUGAACGAGAGCAAGAUCGAGGAGCUGCGCGCCGCCCCGCUGAUGGAGCUCAUCGCCAAGCUGGGAGGAUGGAACAUCACCGGGCCCUGGGCCGGGGGGGACAACUUCAACGCGACGCUGCGGGAGGUGACGGCGCAUUACCGCAUCUCACCCUUCUUCUCCGUCUACGUCAGCGCCGACUCCAAGAACUCCAACAGCAACGUCAUCCAGGUGGACCAGUCGGGGCUGGGGCUGCCGUCACGGGACUACUACCUGAACAAGACAGAGAAUGAGAAGGUGCUGGCUGGGUACCUGAACUACAUGGUGCAGCUGGGCAUGUUUCUGGGCGGCACCGACGAAGAGUCAACACGGCAACAAAUGCAGCAGAUCUUGGAGUUUGAGACAGCACUGGCCAACAUCACCAUCCCACAGGAGAAACAUCGGGAUGAGGAGGUCAUCUACCACAAGAUGACAGCUGGAGAGCUGAAGGAUCUGGCACCGGCUGUGGACUGGAUGCCCUUCCUCUCCACGGUCUUCUAUCCUGUGGAACUCAAUGAGUCAGAGCCCGUCGUGGUCUAUGCCAAGGAGUACCUGGAGCAGGUCUCCGAUCUCAUCCUGGCCACUGAUAAAUGCCUCCUCAACAACUACAUGAUCUGGAACCUGGUGCGUAAAACCAGCCCCUUCCUUGACCAGCGCUUCCAGGAUGCUGAGGAGAAGUUCAUGGAAGUGAUGUAUGGGACGAAGAAGACCUGCCUGCCGCGCUGGAAGUUCUGCAUCAGCGACACAGACAACAACCUGGGCUUUGCCUUGGGGGCCAUGUUUGUCAAGGCUACCUUCGCCGAGGACAGCAAGCAGGUGGCAGAGGAAAUGAUUGCAGAGAUUAAAACAGCCUUCGAGGAAAGCCUGGAGACCCUGCAGUGGAUGGACGAGGAGACGAGGAAGUCGGCCAAAGAGAAGGCGGAUGCCAUCUACAACAUGAUCGGCUACCCGAAGUUCAUCCUGGACCCCAAGGAGCUGGACAAAGUCUUUAACGAUUACGAUGCCGUGUCCGACCUUUACUUUGAGAAUGUCAUGCAGUUCUACAACUUCUCAGCCAGGGUCACGGCCGACCAGCUCCGGAAACCACCAAACCGGGACCAGUGGAGCAUGACGCCUCCAACAGUCAACGCGUACUACUCUCCUACCAAGAAUGAGAUCGUCUUCCCUGCCGGCAUCCUCCAGGCCCCUUUUUACACCCGCGCCUCUCCCAAGUCACUGAACUUUGGUGGGAUUGGUGUGGUGGUGGGCCAUGAGCUGACACACGCCUUUGAUGACCAAGGUCGGGAAUACGACAAGGACGGCAACCUGCGUCCCUGGUGGAAGAACUCCUCAGUAGAGGCCUUCAAGCGGCAGACAGCAUGCAUGGUGGAGCAGUACAGCAACUACACCAUCAAUGGGGAGGCUGUCAAUGGCAAGCACACCCUUGGGGAGAACAUCGCUGAUAAUGGGGGGCUCAAGGCUGCCUACCGGGCGUAUCAAAACUGGCUGAAAAAGAACGGGGAGGAGGAGACUCUCCCGACCCUCGGCCUCACCAACCACCAGCUCUUCUUCGUCGGCUUCGCGCAGGUGUGGUGCUCGGUUCGCACGCCGGAGAGCUCCCACGAAGGGCUCAUCACCGACCCGCACAGCCCCUCGCGCUUCCGCGUCAUCGGCACUGUCUCCAACUCCUGGGAGUUUGCAGAGCAUUUCAGCUGCCCCCUGGGCUCCCCCAUGAACCCCCCCAAAAAGUGUGAGGUCUGGUGAUGGGCGGGCGUUGGGAUCCGGCCGCGUCGUCCUGUGCCGGCGGCCGAAUUUCCCCAUCCCUUUGAGAGGCUCAGACCACUUAGCGCAGCGAGCUGCCCGGCUCUCACUGGAGCAGCGUCCCCGGUGUCAGCCGAGGUCUGAUGGAUCCACUGUGAAAACUUCUCUUCCCCUCGCUUGUUUGUGAAAUGACUUCGAUGUGGGGAGGUUUCUGUCCCACGUGCCGGGGCGCUGCCCCGUAUUUACACACGCAGCGCUAAGCCUGGCCCUAACAGGAGCCCAAACCCUGAGCCCGGCACCGUCCUCCUCCGAGGCAUCAAGGGAAUGCCGUGGCGCUGGCAGGCUGGGCUGUGUGUCUAAAUACAGCCAGCACAACCUCCUCUCUCCAAAGAUGCGCACACGAGGAUGGUAAAUAUUUUGAGACGUAUUUCAGGGCAGGGGAGGGUGGAGGGGAAAUAUAUAUAUUUUUUUCAUGCAUUUUGGAAUACACUGGAAAAGUUCAGGGAAAAUACAUUUUAAAGCCUUUUUUUUUUUUUUUUUUUUUU
Lagopus muta (rock ptarmigan) is the source of this 2914-nucleotide messenger RNA. RefSeq names its product endothelin converting enzyme 1 (gene ECE1). Gene Ontology annotation, biological process: peptide hormone processing. Bases 108 to 2372 code for a protein of 754 amino acids. The transcript is spliced from 18 exons. Gene Ontology annotation, molecular function: metalloendopeptidase activity. The record is from RefSeq and is a predicted model, not a curated record. Lineage: Eukaryota; Metazoa; Chordata; Aves; Galliformes; Phasianidae. Gene Ontology annotation, cellular component: plasma membrane.